ACUCCAACAUGAAGACUUUAUCACACAUUGAAUGUUUAUAACCAUAGGAUAAAUUAUUAUAAAUAAUAUGGUUUAAACCAUUGUGUGAGCUGAUUUGUUUUUUAGAGAGUGCUUGAUUGUAGCUCCACUUAAUGAGAGGCAGGUUUAUGGGGGGUUAAAGGCUCUGAAUCCAGGUCUGAUGAGGAAGUAGCCCACCUCUAUGAGGGGGAGCAACUCUGCUGACAACUAACUAUGGAUGUCUGAGGGCAAACAUCAUCAUGUGSCUUAGUGGUGCUCAGUCGGUGCUGAGGUGUGCGGAGGAGGGGUAGACAGCCCUGGCAGACAGGUGCACUCCUUCAGUCCUCCCUUCAUUUCGUCUCGGUCCGGUCCAGCGACGGAACCAUGGAUUCCCGCAAGGAGAGCAAGGCGAGGAAACAGCCCAUGAAAGCCAAAACGUCGAAGCGAAAGGAGAAGAAAUACAAACAGGGGGGGUUCGUGAGGAGGAAAUCUCUGCGGUCCUUCAGGGAUUUCAUGGGAAGGGUUCUGAAAACUUUGGGCACUUUGACGCACUUCGGCGACGCGGAGCCGCCGGACGCGGAGGACGAUGACGGCGGCUUCGGCCAGGGCGCCCCGGGUCACGCCAGGGACGCGCUCGGCUCCAGGGAGCCGGCGGGAGCCGCGAAGAAGAAGGGCUCCGUGGUGUCCUCCUCGCACGGCUYGGUGAAGGACCGGCUGUCGUGGUGCUACGGUGACAAGACCCCCGGCGUGCUGGGGCUGAAGAACCACGGCAACACCUGCUUCAUGAACGCCGUGGUCCAGUGCCUCAGCAACACCGACCUGCUGGCCGAGCACCUCGGGCUGGAGCAGUACAAGGCGGACGUCCGCCGCGGGGGGACGAGCGGCGACGCGCGGGGAGAGGAGGCGCGGAGCUCCGGGGGAGAAGUCACGGAGCAGCUGGCGACGCUGGUCCGGGGGCUGUGGACCCUGGAGUACACCCCGCAGCUGUCUGUGGAGUUCAAGAGCAUAGUGGCCAAAUACGCCUCUCAGUUUCGGGGAAACUCUCAGCACGAUGCCCUGGAGUUUCUCCUCUGGCUUUUGGACAGAGUUCAUGAAGAUGCCAAUCCCAGCACUGACAGCAACAACAGCAGCAACAGCAAGACCAAAGUCAACACCAAGGAGGCCAAUUCACUGGARAAUCCUUCCAGUCCCGGUUUACCCAGCACACAUCAGCCUCGGAGUCGUCACAGUUUUGUCCAGGAACACUUCCAGGCACAAUACAGGUCUUCUCUCACGUGUCCUCAUUGCCUUAAACAGAGCAACACCUUCGACCCGUUUUUAUGCAUCUCUCUGCCUAUUCCUCUGCGACAAACCAGGUCAAUGUGUGUGACGUUGGUGUUUAACACAAAGGGUCAGCGAUAUCUGCGAGUGGGGCUUGCGGUACCUCUGUUUGGUUCUAUAUCCUGUCUUAGAGCCAUGGUAGCAGCAGAGGGCAACAUCUCCCCUGACCAGAUCAUCCUGUCUGAGCUGUACUCCACGGGUUUCCAGCGUUCUUUCUUUGACGACGAUGACUUGACCUCCAUUGCCGACGGCGACGUUGUCUACGCCUUCCAGGCUCCUCCCCUCCCCAGUCGUGGGGGCACCAUGCCGCGCUCAGGGUAUCACCACAGCCUCCCCUCGUCUCCCUACUCCUCCUCGACCGGGCCUGAGGGUCAGAGGCUGCCUGCAUCAGGACGCCUCUCCUCGGAGUACCUGAACCACAGCAGCUCUGCCAAAAUCACUCUGCUCGUGUGCAACACAGCCGGAUCGGGCCAGCAGGCGGUCAGAUUUGGGCCUCCUUUCCUCCUGCUUGAAGACAGGAGCAUGUCGUGGGAGCAGCUGCAGCAGAGCAUCCUCAGCCAGCUUUAUUACCUCAUGCUGAGUGGAGCUCAGGCUCAGAACGCUGCGGCGUUUAAGAUCAGAGUGGUGGGAGGAUCUGCAUCCUACAGCUACCUGUCCCCACAGGACAGCAGACCACUGUCCCACUCUGCUGUUGACAGAGCUUUAAAGUUCUGUGGCCCGGGUGGACCACGACACGUGAAGCUUGUCAUUGAGUGGGAGCACAGCUCCAAAGACUGUUUGUUUGGCAGCAUCCAGGAGGAGGUGGUAAAAGAUGCAGACAGCGUGAGGAACCAGCAGCAACAGCACCUUCAGCAGCACAACUGUACCCUGGAUGAGUGCUUCCAGCUGUACACCAAAGAGGAACAACUGGCUCCGGACGAUGCYUGGAAGUGUCCCCACUGUAAGCAGCUUCAGCAGGGCAUGGUGAAGAUGAGCCUGUGGACGCUGCCCGACAUACUCAUCCUCCACCUGAAGCGCUUCCGACAGGUUGGUGAGCGACGGAACAAGCUGUCAACCUUAGUGCGCUUCCCCCUGACCGCUCUGGACAUGGCCCCCCAUGUGGUGAAGAGAAGCCAGAGUAUGAAGAACCUGCACCAGGGGUCUUCACUGCCCUCAAGGAAACAGUCCUCAGGCCAAAACCAUCAGUCGUCCAAACUAAUCCUCCCUCACGAUUAUCUGUAUGACCUCUACGCUGUGUGUAACCAUCACGGAGGAAUGCAUGGAGGACAUUACACUGCUUACUGUAGAAACUCGGUGGACGGUCAGUGGUACAACUACGACGACAGCAGUGUGGACCUAGUGCCUGAGGAGGAAGUGUGCACCAAAGGAGCUUACAUCUUGUUCUACCAGAGGCGUAACACCAUUCCUCCGUGGUCGGCCAGUAGCUCCGUCAGAGGUUCCACAAGCUCAUCAGCAUCAGACCACUGGUUGAUUCGGUUAACGGAGGACAGGAGAGGUAGCCUGGUUCUUCGCACCUCCACCUCCUGUCCAUCUUCCAUACCUGACUCUCCAGAGUCGACAGUCUUCCAUAAUAAUGGCUUUAAAGAGGAAAAGGGUGGCUUUGAGAGCAGGCCGUUCGUCAGGGGUCUUCAGGGACGCAGUGUAAGCAUGAGGGUCCCCAGCAAGACGAAGGACAGCCUGAGCAAAAUGCUUCCUCUGCGCUGGUCCUUGGGUUCCAAGGACAGGAAAAAAAAUGACAAAGUGCCUUCCCCCAUCCAGGAUCCUGACCCUGCGGAACUAGUCCAGUACUUGGAGUCUGGCCGACGGCCUCGGUGCACCAAAGAUUCAAUCGUGACGGUGAUGAAUGAAUCGCAAAGAAGCUCAAAGAAACUGAAUCGGGCCCGCAGUGGAAGUGUCCGGUCCUCUGGUGUUGGCAGUAUGAGCUGCGUGGGCAAGAUGGAAGAGGACCCACCUUUGCCACAGGUCCCAGAGGGCCAGAUGAGGCCAUCGGAGAAGGUGGCCAGCCUGAGACGGAAGAAGGAAAGUCAGGCCAGGGAGGAGAAUUCAGUCAAUCUCAGCUCUAGCUCCAGUAGCAACACUCUGACCAGAAGGAAGGAUGGAAGGAGGCAGAGCUCCUCCAAACCAUCCCAAGAUGCAGAGAUGAGACAGAGUUCCAGUGCCGGGGUCCAUCCCAGCCACAGCACACCCAGCCUGGCAGACGGGACCUUGAGGCGACCAAAAGAGGACGGGGCCGACAAGGAUCACCAAAGUUCAAAGGAAGACCCUAAGACCAAGAAAGACGAUGCACCCAAGAGCCACGACGGCCUCUUCUCUUUCCUGAAAGGCAACAUCAUGAAGAAGGAUAAGGACCCUAAAAAGGUUGAUGAGGGUGAGUCGAGUAAAGGGAGGAGUGAGGACAAAAGCAGGAGGACUUCGUCAUCUAAGACUGCGCUGUCUAAUGGGACAGCAGGAGGCAGAACAUCAGUGGGAGGAGUCAAGUCUAAUGGUUCAAGCCAUCAGGUGAAUGAGCUGGCCAAUGGGAAGUUGGGACGCUCUGAUAUUAAACGCUCACAGAGCUCCUCUAACAUUCCCACCAAACCGGAGCAGAGCGUGCGCCGAACAGCGUCUUUACAUCGGAAUGGGAUGCCUAAGGGACCAUCUAGGACACUCGCUACAGACACAGUGCAGAGGACUCGCUACAGCACAAACUCUCUCGGACGCAAAAAGCCCGUCCCCGAGUCCAGCUUCUGAAGCAGAGACCUUUUUUAACUGGUGAAGAAAGAAAACAUGAGCUUCCUGUCCCCUCCGUUGAAGCAAUACAGUUUUAUUCGUAGAGAUGUGAAAGGUCCUUCUCAGAAAAGGAAAAGCUCCAGUGGAUUUGCACAGUAGAGUAAAAGAUAGGGAGCAAAAUAAAGGUACUAUAAUUAUUAAAUAAGAUGCAGUUAGUCCAUUUGGUAACAUAAUUUUUGCCGAAGUGCCUGAACAACCUUAAUGCAGUUUUAACCAAUGAGUUUUGUCGGCGUCUGUCUAAAAACAUUGAAAACACAAACAUCCUGCACAAAUCUGUGUCUUACUAAUGUGUUGGAGGAAGUAGCUCCAUAUUGUUGCUUACAAUCAAGACACACUGAUUGUGUUUAUUUUAAAGAAUGUAUUUUUCUCCACUGGAUUAACAGUGGUGCUCUGAGGCCGUAGUUUCUGAUUAUUAACAUUUAUUAUUCUUCAUGUGAACUUAUUUUUAAUCUAAAGUUCAGGUUGACUUUAGAAACAAAGUUGUGUUUUUAUCCUCAUAUGAUCACAAAUGUUGAUGUUGAUUCAAUGCUUUAACUUUCAGAAACUAAAAAGAGUGCAUUUGUUUACUGUGAAGUUUUUUCAACACUUUUGACUUAAUCUCCUGACCUCCUUUGGCUGCUGCUUUUUUAAUGUUAAUUUUUUCUAAUUGCAAUAACACUAAGGAGGUAUGUUUAACUGUGAGCGGAGGUGGUGAGCACAACUGGUAAGGGAACCAGUUUUUUCCUUACUGAAAAUACAGAAUGUAGCCAUAUUCCUCCUUUUAUAAGCUGUUGUUCUUUUCAAGCCUAACUUCAGUAAAUGUUACCUGCUGGAGAGAA
Messenger RNA from Austrofundulus limnaeus, 4904 nucleotides. It is a transcript of the gene usp43a, whose product is annotated as ubiquitin specific peptidase 43a. Gene Ontology annotation, biological process: protein deubiquitination. The coding region runs from base 382 to 4047 and encodes 1221 amino acids. Gene Ontology annotation, molecular function: cysteine-type deubiquitinase activity. The record is from RefSeq and is a predicted model, not a curated record. The transcript has 16 exons. NCBI's taxonomy places the organism in Eukaryota, Metazoa, Chordata, Actinopteri, Cyprinodontiformes, Rivulidae.